AUGGUCCUCCUAUCACUGAUACUGUCGCUGGCCACCUCCGCCUUGGCCGCGCUGCCCACGGUCAAGGGGCGCUGUGUCGAAGCCGUGGCCGGUGCCUUUCUUUUCGAGCUCAACGAUGGAUACGGCCAAGAUGCCCUCGAUAAAUUCAUCGGCGUCGUUGGAACGAAGCGUACGGGCCUCAACUACAAGCUCUUCAAGGCCAUUUCCAUCCAGAUGAAGGACACGAAAAAUGCCGACAGAAUGGCGGCUAUCGUUGCCCAAGAUGCUGCCGUGAAGGAUUUCUACCCCGUGUGCCGAUAUCGGCGAGCCGAGCAAAAGGAUGCGUGGUCCGAUGUUGGCCCUACGGCGGCGCACUUGACUGACAUGCAGAAGCAUAUUAUGCAUCGCAUGGGGUAUACCGGUCAAGGUGUCAGGAUAGCCAUGGUCGAUUCUGGUGCGAACUUUACCCACCAGGAUCUUGGCGGCUGCUACGGCCUGGGCUGUCGAAUUGCUUUCGGACGCGACAUGGUCGGCAACUUUACCGGUACUGGCGUACCCAAACCUAGUGACGACCCCCCAAUGGACGACGCCUACAGCCACGGUACCCAUAUUGCCGGCAUUCUCAUCGCCCAGCCUAAUCAUCUCGGCUUUGUCGGAGUUGUUCCGGACGCUACCCUAGGGGUAUACAGCGUAACCGGCCCUUCCGGCAUCUCCGGUGGUACCGAGACUUAUAUUGCGGCUUUCCUUCAAGCCUACGAAGAUGAUGCUGACGUCAUCACCUCUUCCUCCGGUGCCCCUGGCGCUUGGCCCGAGGAUCCUUGGGCCAUCGUUACCGGACGAAUCGUCGAGGCGGGCGUCCCUUGUAUCGUCGCAGCCGGCAACGAUGGUUCAGCGGGCCUUUUCUAUCCCGAUAAGCCUGGAAACGGAAAAGGGGUAGUUUCGGCUGCCAUAUUUCAAAAUACUGUCAUACCUCAAAUCCGGUACAAGGUCAAGUAUAGUAUCGGAAGCGGCGAGGAUGUCGACUUUGGCUAUAUGCCUGGUGACCCUUACAAUUGGGAUGGCGUUACGCUAGACGUCUACGCAACGAGCACCGAUAUGACAGUCGAGGGUGAUGCCUGCAGCAAGCUGCCAGAGGAUACCCCUGACUUGAGUGAGAAGAUUGUCCUUAUCCGCUACAGCACUUGCUGCGCCAACAUUCUAGCUACCAACGCUGUGGCCAAGGGGGCAAAGUAUAUAAUUCUAUACGAUGUCAAGCCUUCGGUAACCCUGGACCUGAAUGACGUUCCUGGAGUCCUCGCUUGUGCAAUGGCACCUCGAGAAACUGUCAAAAUUUGGAUCGAGGCUAUAAAUUCGGGCAAGAAGGUGACUCUGAAGAUGGCUAGCCAUGAAAAGACGACUUCCUACGUGGAAAACCUGCCGAAUAUUGCCAACGGCGGUGCGCUUGCUACCAUGACUUCUUGGGGUCCUUCUGCAGAGAUGGAGCUUGAGCCGCAAUUCGGGGCUCCUGGUGGUCACAUCCUCUCAACAAACACCCUGGGUCGCUAUUCUGUUCGUUCCGGAACGUCCUUUUCGGCCCCCCUCAUCGCCGGCAUCAUUGCGCUCAUCGGCCAAGUUCGCGGCACUUUCGACCCAAUUCUGAUGAAUAAUCUGCUUUCGUCGACGGCCAAGGCCCAGCUCUUCAACGACGGGGAAAAGUUCUACGACUACCUUGCGCCGCCGGUCCAGCAGGGAAGUGGUCUCGUUCAGGCAUACGACGCGGCCUUUACCACCACCCUGCUCGAGCCCGCCUCUCUGUCGUUCAACGAUACCGACAAUUUCGUCAGAUCGCUGAACAUUACCAUCCGGAACAAGAGCGACAGGCAAGUUACCUAUAACAUCUCUCACGUGCCCACCGUUACCAUGUAUACCCUCGACCCAAGAUCGAACAAGGUUGCUGGCUUCCCCAGCGAAGCUGUCCGGGCGGCGGCAAGGAUUCAGUUCAGCCAGGACACCGUCACGAUAGGCCCUGGCCAUACCGCCAUCGUAGAAGUCCGGCCCACGGCUCCAUCUGGUCUUGAUGCGAAGCGUCUGGCCCUGUGGUCGGGCUGGGUUACGGUAAACGGUACCGACAAUACGGAUCUGUCCGUACCCUACAUUGGCCUUGACGGGUCGCUCAAGAACACGACCGUUCUGGCGCGUGACGACACCUGGAUUGCGCGCUCCAACGAUGCGAAAAGAGCAACCGUCCCGGCCGAUACGGUGUUUACCGUUCCGGGACCGCAUCAGAUUACCACGGGAGCGGUGAUGCCGGCCCUGAUUGCCAAUCUAACCAUCGGGACACCUAUCGGUCAACCGUACGGCUUCCCUAAGCAGUAUCGUACCCAUACGUUGGAAGUGAAGCACGAUUGGGACGGCCGACUCAAUUCGGGAGAAUACGCGCCAGAGGGUCGGUAUAAGCUUGUCGUCCGCGCACUGCGCAUCUUUGGAAACGGUGCGAACAAGGCCGACUGGGAUGUUAGCGAGACGGCACCGUUCCACAUCAAGUAUCGGAAGGGGUCAUGA
Molecule: messenger RNA, 2520 nt
Organism: Drechmeria coniospora
Lineage: Eukaryota; Fungi; Ascomycota; Sordariomycetes; Hypocreales; Ophiocordycipitaceae
Exons: 5
Coding region: 1-2520 (839 amino acids)
Biological process (GO): proteolysis
Cellular component (GO): cytosol; membrane; cell wall
Molecular function (GO): serine-type endopeptidase activity; tripeptidyl-peptidase activity
Source: RefSeq, a predicted model, not a curated record